UUGCACCAAUAAAUGUAAAGUAGUCAAUUAUCUAAGUUAAGCUAUUUUUAUCUCUUCUUAUCAAAAGUAUGACUUUCAAAAUGCAUAGUUUGUGUCAAAAUACAUGGACUAUUUAAAAAACUAGACAAUCACAUAAAAUACACAUGUAUAAAGGUAUGUUUCUCACUAUAUAUACAUCCAGCCUUCUCUUGUUCUGUUAUAUGUUUUUUGUUUGUUCUAGCAGUCUCUUGCUUUCCAUUUUAACAUAUUAGACCGCAUUUUUUUUUAAAGAAAAGGUAUAUACAAUUUGUCUCACAUAUAAAACUCAGGCUUCUCAAAGAUUCAUUGAGGUCUUCUAGCUUAAAACUUAUCAUCAUUUCUUACAUAACUAAAGCUUCACUAUCAUUAAAGCUUUUCUUGUAAUAUAUUGAUGCAAAGAUUUUUGUUAUAUUGUUAUCUCGUAUGGCAUAAUCAAUUUGGAAGUAACUUGUUUUUUUUUGUUUUGGAAAAGAAGUAACUUGUUGAUGCUUUGGGUUUUGUUAUUACCGUAUCUACCAUCAGAAAAUUGAUUUUUUAAUAUCUUCUGUUUCUAGGCUCAUAGAUUCGUGCUACUGUAUCUUUGAUUUGGAAAUUUAGUUGUUAUCAUAAUAAUUAUUCUAUUUAUUUUAAGUUGAUAUGAUUUCAUACUACCGUAUUUUGGUCUAAAAUUUAUUUUGAAACUAUUUUUAUUUUUAAUAAGCAUAGACACACACAAAAAGUUUUACAUAAGCAAUUUGUGGUAAAUUUACAAUAUAUUUAUCUGAUUGUGAAAAUUACAGUGUUGCUAAACAUGACUUCAAGCGAUGAUCUUCAGUUUCUGUUGGACACCGACUUCUUUUUGUUCUUGGACCCGUCAGAAACUUUUAAUGCUCUCAUGGUAUACUUUUUCAUCUCUUACAUUUUUAUUUUAAAAUUGACUGUCGGUGUAAAUGUAUAUGAUAUGGUUCAAUUUAUUUGAUAUUUGAUACAUGAAUAUGAUAUCAUUUUCAAAGUGCUUGUAUAUCAUUUUGAGUUUACUAACUUUUAUUUACUCCCGAAUAUAUCUAUCUUAUGUAUUCAUUUCAUCAUACAGGCAUGUCCGGAAAAUCCUUCGUUGCUGGCUUCAGAAGAUGUACACAAUGAGAUUGUUGAAUAUCCCUCAACAUUGAUAGAAAAUCCGCCCACUGAUCAAGAGACAUUAACAACAAACUUAAGCUUUUGUCCAGAGAUGGUACCACAAUAUCAAAGCUUCCAUCACCAGAACGAUUAUUCCAGAUCUUUCAACGCAGUAGAAAACUUUCCUGGCAUGGUAUGAUGUUACAUAACUAUGCCACUUCUUUCAGUAAUAUGCAUUUGAUAUAUUUAUAUUUUUAGAAAAACUUACAUAAACACUUUUUAAUAUUGAAGGAUCUCUAAAAAAUUAUAGACUAAUCUCAUAAAUAUGCAGGUGCAGCCACCAUGUACAUUCAGCAAUGGCCAAAGAGAAACCAAUGAUAUACAUCCCUCAACAUUAAUAGAAAAUCCGCACACUGAUCAAGAGACAAUAACAAGAAAUUCAAGCUUUGUUCCAGAAAUGGUUUUACAACAUCAAAGCUUCCAUCACCGGGACCAUUAUUCUAGAUCUUUCAACGCAGUAGAAAAAUUUCCGGGCAUGGUAAGAACUAAUCUCAUAAAUAUGCAGCCACCAUGUACAUUCCAGUGUGGCCAAAGAGAAAGUGGCUACAGUGAAAACUGUUUACUAACCUCAACCAAUAAGGUGAUGACAACUGAAUUUCAGUCAACUGAUGUACAACAUGCAUUUGUAAAUCAAAGCUAUCAACAACCUUCAUUGCCACAAACAAUUCCUAAUUUCUCCAACGAACCUCUCAACUCAUUCGAUGUUGUGAUGCUUCAGAUGGAGAGUAAUGCACAACAAGUUGGAAGAACUAAUGGACCAACAAAUCACAAUCCUAUGUCUCAAGAUCAUCGCAUUCAUCCUUUUUUGUCAGAAAGCUAUUCACCAUUUGCGCAGACAUAUCAGUCUGACCCAUAUGCUUUUAAUUUCCAAACAUCAAGCUCAUUACAAACUACUUAUACUCGUCGACCUCGUGGAAGGCCAAGAAAAAAUCUAAUUUCAAUACCUUUGUUGAUGCUUGAUGCAAUCUAUUUGUUAACACUGCAUUUAUCAUACCUUUGUUUAUUUAGACAUUAUGGCGCACAAGAUAAGGGAAAAGAACAUAUUACAGCAAUUCCGUCUAUGAACCCAACUCUGUACAAUCAGUAUCAGAAUUCAUACACAAACAUAAUGACUCCGCAGAGUGAGGUUUUAAGACAACACAGUUGUAAUGAUCAACUUGAAAAUGAAAGCUCAUCGUCUAAGACAAGAAGGACCAUGGGAACUUUCCAAGAAAAAUCUAUAGCAGAUUCAUCGACGUGUUCUUUUUGGCAAAAUGAAAAUACGCGCUUAGGUGCAGGAUAUGCAGCUAAACACCACCAUGACAAGAGGUUUGUGUAUGCCAAGUUUCCGACUAUAAAUAUAUCAAUACGGUCUAUACAAAAUGCAGCAUAUGAUCCAUUAUACGCAGCUUAUGGAAUGCCCCUUGAUCCCCACUUAAGGUUCUUUUGAUUAGAUUUGUUCAAGUAUUAACUCUCUCUCUAAUUUACUCAUGUAAUUUAGGAUCACUAUAUUAUUCUUCUGUAUAUAAAAACUAAGCAUAAAUAUUACAUUGUAAUCUUUUGUAUCUUUUUUCUCUGUUUGCAGGGCCAUAUAACUUGCAUGUUUGAAGAGCCAAUAUGGUUUAUUGAUGGGAAAAGUAUUUCAAGACAA
Molecule: messenger RNA, 2803 nt
Organism: Brassica napus (rape)
Lineage: Eukaryota; Viridiplantae; Streptophyta; Magnoliopsida; Brassicales; Brassicaceae
Exons: 10
Coding region: 1439-2602 (387 amino acids)
Source: RefSeq, a predicted model, not a curated record